AAAAAUAUGGCAGGUGGAGGAUUUGGUGAUGGUGGAAAUCUCAAAAGGGCUCAUCUUUAUGAAUACAAGAUUACAGGGUACUUCAUCUUUUCUUGCAUUGUUGGUGCUCUUGGUGGCUCUCUCUUUGGAUAUGAUCUUGGUGUUUCAGGUGGAGUUACUUCUAUGGAUGAUUUCUUAAAAGAAUUCUUCCCAAAUGUGUAUGAGAGGAAACAUGCACACUUGGCAGAAACAGAUUAUUGUAAAUAUGAUGAUCAAAUGUUGACACUUUUCACCUCAUCUCUAUACUUUGCUGCCUUGAUUUCCACAUUUUUUGCGUCCUCCAUAACAAAAAACAAAGGUAGGAGAGCCAGUAUUGUUGUUGGUUCCAUUAGCUUCUUCAUUGGAGCUGUCCUAAAUGCUGCUUCUCUCAACAUUUAUAUGUUGAUCAUUGGUCGUAUCCUCCUUGGUGUUGGCAUUGGAUUUGGUAACCAGGCUGUUCCCUUAUAUCUGUCAGAAAUGUCUCCUGCAAAAGUGAGAGGAGCAGUGAACCAACUCUUUCAAUUAACAACUUGUUUGGGAAUUUUGGUAGCUAACUUGGUAAAUUAUGCAACCGAGAGAAUUCAUCCAUGGGGAUGGAGAUUAUCUCUUGGUUUAGCAGUAGUUCCAGCAAUUGUUAUGUUUAUUGGUGGUUUGUUGUGUCCUGAGACACCAAACAGUCUUGUGGAACAAGGCAAAAUGGAAGAGGCAAGAAAGGUUUUGGAGAGAGUUAGAGGUACGCCCAAUGUUGAUGCUGAAUUUGAAGAUCUUGUUGAAGCAAGCAGAGAAGCACAAGCCAUCAAGAAUCCAUUUCAGAACCUUCUUUUAAGAAAGAAUAGACCACAAUUUGUAAUUGGUGCAUUGGCUAUUCCUGCAUUCCAACAACUGACUGGAAACAACUCCAUCCUCUUCUAUGCACCUGUCCUUUUCCAAACUCUUGGAUUUGGAUCUGCUGCAUCUCUUUAUUCUUCUGUCAUCACUAGUAUUGCACUUGUUCUUGCCACUUUGAUCUCAAUGUUUUAUGUUGACAAGUUUGGUAGGAGAGCUUUCUUUUUGGAAGCUGGUGCUGAAAUGUUCUUGUGCAUGGUAGCUGCAGCAAUUGUUUUGGCUCUAGGGUUUGGCGAUGGCAAACAAUUAUCAUUUGGUGUUAGUGUCUUUUUGGUUAUUGUGAUUUUCCUAUUUGUGUUAGGAUUUGGAAGAUCAUGGGGACCCUUAGGAUGGUUGGUUCCAAGUGAGCUUUUUCCAUUAGAGAUAAGGUCAGCUGCACAAAGUGUUGUGGUCUGUGUUAACAUGAUCUUCACUGCCAUUGUUGCACAAUUCUUCCUUGUAUCACUCUGCCACCUUAAAUAUGGAAUCUUCUUACUUUUUGCUGGCUUGAUUCUCGUCAUGAGUCUUUUUAUAUUCUUUCUAUUGCCGGAAACAAAGCAAGUUCCUAUUGAAGAGAUUUAUCUUCUCUUCGAGAACCAUUGGUUUUGGAAGAGAUAUGUAACAGAUGGAAAUCAAGAGAGAUCAUCAAGUGAACAUGCAUAAGAUGUCAAGAAAUUCAACAACAACAACAGCAAUUUGUUGGAUUUAUUAUUUAUCUACAUAAAGAUAUUCAACAACAAAAUUUGUUGGAUGUAAUAUAUUGUUGGCAUCUUAAGUUGGAAGAGUGCUAAGAAGAAUUAAAAGUGUCAGUUGUAGGCUUCUUUUUCCUUUCUCCAUAGUAUGUAUAUUGGUUUAGGGAGGGAAGCUAGGGCUGAAAACUAUGGCUAGUUAGUUGAGGACUAAGUAGU
This is a messenger RNA of Medicago truncatula (barrel medic), 1790 nucleotides long. RefSeq names its product sugar transport protein 14. Gene Ontology annotation, molecular function: monosaccharide transmembrane transporter activity. The transcript has 4 exons. The coding region runs from base 7 to 1545 and encodes 512 amino acids. Gene Ontology annotation, biological process: monosaccharide transmembrane transport. Gene Ontology annotation, cellular component: membrane. Lineage: Eukaryota; Viridiplantae; Streptophyta; Magnoliopsida; Fabales; Fabaceae. The record is from RefSeq and is a predicted model, not a curated record.